This is a messenger RNA of Fonsecaea erecta, 789 nucleotides long. RefSeq lists its product as hypothetical. Lineage: Eukaryota; Fungi; Ascomycota; Eurotiomycetes; Chaetothyriales; Herpotrichiellaceae. The record is from RefSeq and is a predicted model, not a curated record. The transcript has 3 exons. The coding region runs from base 1 to 789 and encodes 262 amino acids. Gene Ontology annotation, cellular component: proteasome core complex.
AUGAAUCAUUAUCCUCAGGCCUGGGGACGACCCCGAGAUGAUGUGUACGGGCCAUACGAUCCUUCACACCUCCAGACUUCGAUGCCUCAGACGCACACGCAAUCACCCGCCGUGACAGGAACGUCGGUGCUCGGGGUUAAAUUCAAAGACGGCGUUGUAGUGGCCGCAGACAAUCUUGCGUCCUAUGGCUCCCUGGCGCGGUUCACAGACGUCAAACGUCUGCGGACGUUUCCUCCCAACACCGUGGUUGGCUUUGGUGGCGACGUCUCAGACAUGCAAUAUCUCGACCGGCUCUUGCAGUCCCUGGACAUUCGAGAAAACUAUCUCUCGGCCACGGGGCACACGCUGAACGCACGAAAUCUUCACAUCUAUCUCUCCAAGGUCAUGUACAAGAGGAGGAGCGAGUUCAACCCGUUGUGGAACAUGAUGCUGGUUGCGGGCCUGGACGAAGACGAAAAGCCCUUCCUGGCCAGUGCCGAUUUGCUGGGGACCACCUUCUCCGCCCCCACCCUGGCGACGGGGUUUGGUGCACAUCUGGCCCUACCUUUACUGCGGAAACUGAUGCCUCAUGACGAAGAGAGUGUCAAGGACGUCACGAAGGAAAUGGCCAUCGACGCCGUCAAGCAGUGCAUGAAAGUCCUGUUCUACCGCGACGCCAGGAGCUUGGACAAGUACAGCAUUGCAGUAGUGACCAAAGAGGGUGUCGAGCUCAAGGAAGACGAAAAGCUGGAGGAUCAAAGUUGGGCAUUCGCUGAUCAGAUCCGGGGGUACGGGACGCAAGUCAAUUAG